Molecule: messenger RNA, 3853 nt
Organism: Odobenus rosmarus divergens (Pacific walrus)
Lineage: Eukaryota; Metazoa; Chordata; Mammalia; Carnivora; Odobenidae
Gene: ANKRD28
Product: ankyrin repeat domain 28
Exons: 28
Coding region: 649-3348 (899 amino acids)
Cellular component (GO): nucleus; cytoplasm
Molecular function (GO): protein binding
Source: RefSeq, a predicted model, not a curated record
UGUUAGUCAGCAGAGGCAGUACACCAGAUUUCCUUGUGGCUUUUAGUGGAAAAUGUUAAAAGCGCACUCAUUUUUCAGUUAUAGAAUUUUUCAGUUUGAUCUGGAUUAGUCACAGAACUGGCAUGAACCUUCUAAUUGUGAAGGCUGUCCAAAUGCACUAUUUUUUUCUCCUGCUAGAGGAAGUUACAUCCCGAGCAGUAGCUCAGAUCUCUGCCAUCACUGGUGCAAGCUAUAUUUAAUGGAGAUCCUGAUGAAGUUCGAGCACUAAUAUUUAAGAAAGAAGAUGUUAACUUUCAGGACAAUGAAAAGAGAACUCCACUGCAUGCUGCUGCCUAUCUUGGAGAUGCAGAAAUCAUUGAACUGCUUAUUUUAUCUGGAGCUAGAGUUAAUGCCAAAGACAGCAAAUGGUUGACACCUUUACACAGAGCAGUUGCAUCUUGUAGUGAGGAAGCAGUGCAGAUACUUUUGAAGCAUUCUGCAGAUGUUAAUGCUCGAGACAAAAAUUGGCAAACCCCUUUACACAUAGCUGCUGCUAAUAAAGCUGUAAAGUGCGCUGAAGCUUUGGUACCUCUUCUGAGUAAUGUAAACGUGUCUGAUCGAGCGGGGAGGACUGCAUUACAUCAUGCAGCUUUUAGUGGACAUGGUGAGAUGGUCAAACUACUCUUGUCUAGAGGUGCCAAUAUUAAUGCUUUUGACAAGAAAGAUAGACGGGCUAUUCAUUGGGCAGCAUAUAUGGGUCACAUUGAAGUAGUGAAAUUACUUGUGGCACAUGGAGCUGAAGUGACAUGCAAGGAUAAGAAGUCUUAUACACCUCUUCAUGCAGCAGCCUCUAGUGGAAUGAUCAGCGUAGUCAAGUACCUUCUGGAUCUUGGAGUUGAUAUGAAUGAACCAAAUGCCUAUGGAAAUACACCUCUUCAUGUAGCCUGCUAUAAUGGACAAGAUGUUGUAGUGAAUGAACUUAUAGACUGUGGUGCUAAUGUAAAUCAAAAGAAUGAAAAAGGAUUUACUCCUUUGCACUUUGCUGCUGCAUCAACACAUGGAGCAUUGUGUUUAGAGCUUCUAGUAGGCAAUGGGGCUGAUGUCAAUAUGAAGAGCAAGGAUGGGAAAACCCCACUGCACAUGACUGCCCUCCACGGUAGAUUCUCCAGAUCACAAACCAUUAUCCAGAGUGGAGCUGUAAUCGACUGUGAGGAUAAGAAUGGAAACACCCCUUUGCACAUAGCAGCAAGGUACGGCCAUGAGCUGCUAAUCAACACUCUUAUUACAAGUGGUGCUGACACUGCAAAGCGUGGCAUACAUGGAAUGUUCCCCCUCCAUUUGGCAGCCUUAAGUGGUUUUUCAGAUUGCUGCAGGAAACUUCUUUCUUCUGGAUUUGAUAUAGAUACCCCAGAUGAUUUUGGCAGGACCUGUCUACACGCAGCUGCAGCUGGAGGGAAUUUGGAGUGCCUAAACCUUCUGCUGAAUACUGGUGCAGACUUCAACAAAAAGGACAAAUUUGGGAGAUCUCCGCUGCACUAUGCUGCUGCCAACUGCAAUUACCAGUGCCUGUUUGCUCUUGUGGGAUCAGGAGCAAGUGUGAAUGACCUUGAUGAAAGAGGAUGCACACCCCUGCACUAUGCAGCAACAUCAGACACAGAUGGCAAGUGCCUGGAAUACUUAUUACGAAAUGAUGCAAAUCCAGGGAUCCGUGACAAGCAGGGAUACAAUGCAGUUCAUUAUUCAGCUGCUUAUGGUCACCGUCUAUGUCUUCAGCUGAUUGCAAGUGAAACUCCUUUAGAUGUUUUAAUGGAAACCUCUGGGACAGACAUGCUGAGUGAUUCAGAUAACAGAGCAACAAUAAGCCCUUUACAUUUGGCCGCCUAUCAUGGUCACCACCAAGCACUAGAAGUGUUGGUACAGUCUUUGUUAGAUCUUGAUGUGAGAAAUAGUAGUGGAAGAACACCCUUAGAUCUUGCAGCAUUUAAGGGCCAUGUUGAAUGUGUGGAUGUACUCAUUAAUCAGGGAGCCUCAAUUUUAGUAAAAGACUACAUUUUGAAGAGGACACCUAUACAUGCUGCAGCAACAAACGGUCAUUCAGAGUGCUUGCGGCUACUAAUAGGAAAUGCAGAACCGCAGAAUGCAGUAGACAUUCAAGAUGGAAAUGGACAGACUCCUCUGAUGCUGUCUGUUCUCAACGGGCACACGGACUGUGUUUACUCACUGCUGAACAAAGGAGCAAAUGUAGAUGCCAAAGAUAAAUGGGGAAGGACAGCAUUGCAUAGAGGGGCAGUUACAGGCCAUGAAGAAUGUGUAGAUGCAUUACUUCAACAUGGUGCUAAGUGCUUAUUUCGAGAUAGCAGGGGCCGGACACCUAUACACUUGUCAGCUGCCUGUGGACACAUUGGUGUUCUCGGAGCCCUUUUGCAGUCAGCAGCAUCUGUGGAUGCAAAUCCAGCCAUAGCAGACAAUCAUGGAUAUACAGCACUUCACUGGGCCUGCUACAACGGUCAUGAGACAUGUGUAGAACUUCUUUUAGAACAGGAAGUUUUCCAGAAAAUGGAAGGAAAUGCUUUCAGUCCUUUGCAUUGUGCUGUGAUAAAUGACAACGAAGGUGCUGCUGAAAUGUUAAUUGAUACUUUAGGUGCCAGCAUCGUGAACGCCACAGAUUCAAAAGGAAGAACUCCUCUCCAUGCGGCCGCCUUCACGGACCACGUAGAGUGUUUACAGCUGCUGCUCAGCCAUAAUGCUCAAGUCAAUUCUAUAGACUCUUCUGGGAAAACACCUCUCAUGAUGGCCGCAGAAAAUGGACAGACAAAUACAGUUGAGAUGCUGGUUAGCAGUGCUAGUGCAGAUCUGACUUUACAAGAUAACAGUAAAAACACCGCCCUCCAUUUGGCUUGCAGCAAGGGUCAUGAAACUAGUGCCUUGUUAAUACUGGAAAAGAUAACAGAUAGAAACCUCAUCAACGCAACCAAUGCAGCCUUGCAAACACCUCUGCAUGUUGCUGCCCGAAAUGGGCUGACAAUGGUGGUUCAAGAACUUUUGGGGAAAGGAGCAAGUGUGCUUGCAGUAGAUGAAAAUGGCUAUACCCCAGCUUUGGCCUGUGCUCCCAAUAAGGAUGUGGCUGAUUGCCUAGCUCUCAUUUUGGCCACCAUGAUGCCUGUCUCAUCCAGUAGCCCUUUAUCAUCCCUGACUUUCAAUGCCAUUAACCGUUACACCAACACCUCAAAAACAGUCAGCUUUGAAGCCUUGCCCAUCAUGAGGAAUGAACCUAGCUCCUACUGCAGUUUCAACAACAUUGGUGGGGAACAGGAAUACUUAUACACCGACGUGGACGAGCUCAAUGACUCUGAUUCCGAGACCUACUAAGAGGCUGAGCCAGAGGUCUGAGUGAGGAGUUCUGACACUAACGCUUCAGAUUGUGCUUUUUCAGGAAAAAGGCACUUUCUUAUUCACGUACAAAUUCAACCUAAGAGGAAAGAUCGCAGAGUGAGCAAAUAUGAGAAAUGUGAUGACAUUGGGAAGAAGAGUUUUAAAGGCAAGUUUUGCAAAAGGAACUUCUAGAAUCUUGAAAUAGACUUGACCAGAGGAAAACACUUUUAUGUCAAAUUACUUUGUGGAAUUGUUUGAUUUGGUUUUGCAGUGCCAGGAAUAAUUUGGGACACUGUGCACCCUAAUCUGCUUACACAAGCAACACUAUUGUAAAAGAAGAGAUAAGGACACUAGAUUUAAAUUUUACCAGUAAAACUACAACUAAAUUUAAGGGCAAUAAAAGUUUGGUACAGUAGGCAUUAUGUGCCCAGCAAAUUGCCAAAGGACCAAGUAACUUAAAAGUUUUUUAAUAGAAUGCCAUUUUGUGGAAACCAGAAUAGGU